Messenger RNA from Balaenoptera ricei (Rice's whale), 3204 nucleotides. It is a transcript of the gene ASPHD2, whose product is annotated as aspartate beta-hydroxylase domain containing 2. Lineage: Eukaryota; Metazoa; Chordata; Mammalia; Artiodactyla; Balaenopteridae. The coding region runs from base 338 to 1444 and encodes 368 amino acids. The transcript has 4 exons. The record is from RefSeq and is a predicted model, not a curated record.
GGGCAGCAGCGGGGUAGUGGCUCCGCGGGGUGGGCAGGGGGCGUCCGGGCGUCCGCACCCUCGGGCGGCGGCGUCGCCUCGGCCCCAGCGGUCGCCCCCGCCGCCCGCGCGCUCGGGCGCAGGUUUGGACUGCCUAAAAAAGUCAUUUCACGGUGACCAGCCCCACUUGCCGACGUGACCUAAAGCCACUCCUUUGCCCCCAUCCGCAGUGACUUUUGCCGGGAGCGGGGGGCUGGGCACAGACGUCUGUCCAUGCCGCCCUUGGCAGGACCCGAGGAACCGUGGCAGCCAUGCCCCCGCCUGCCCCAGCCGCCCCUCACCCCCUACGCUGACCUGCAUGGUAUGCGUGCCCUCGGGAUCCCCGAGGACUGACCAGCUGACCUCGCUUCGGAUCCCCAACAGCUCCCCCAAAAUGUCGCUCGAGUGGCUGGUGGCCUGGAGCUGGUCGCUGGAUGGCCUGAGGGACUGCAUCGCCACCGGCAUCCAGUCCGUGCGGGACUGCGACACCACGGCCGCGGUCACCGUGGCCUGCCUGCUGGUCCUGUUCGUGUGGUACUGUUACCACGUGGGCAGGGAGCAGCCCCGGCCUUACGUCUCGGUCAACGCCCUGAUGCAGGGCCCCGAGGCCACGGGGCUGCAGAACGGGUUCGUGUACUGCCAGUCCCCCGAGUGCGUGCGCUGCAGCCGCAGUGAGGGUCUCAACCAGAAGCUCUACCACAACCUGCAGGAGUACGCCAAGCGCUACUCCUGGUCCGGCAUGGGCCGCAUCCACAAGGGCAUCCGCGAGCAGGGCCGCUACCUCAGCAGCCGGCCCUCCAUCCAGAAGCCCGAGGUCUUCUUCCUGCCCGACCUCCCCACCUCGCCCUACUUCGCCCGGGACGCGCAGAAGCAUGACGUGGAGCUGCUGGAGCGCAACUUCCAGACCAUCCUGUGCGAGUUUGAGGCCCUGUACAAAGCCUUUCCAAACUGCAGCCUCCCGCAGGGCUGGAAAAUGAACAGCACCCCCAGUGGGGAGUGGGUCACCUUUUACUUGGUCAAUCAGGGGGUCUGCGUCCCCCGGAACUGCAGGAAGUGCCCACGGACGUACCGCUUGCUUGGAAACCUUCGGACCUGUAUUGGGAACAAUGUUUUUGGGAACGCGUGCAUCUCCGUGCUGAGCCCCGGCACCGUGAUAACGGAGCACUACGGACCCACCAACAUCCGCAUCCGAUGCCAUUUAGGUCUGAAAACUCCGAGUGGCUGUGAGCUGGUGGUGGGUGGGGAGCCCCAGUGUUGGGCAGAAGGCCGCUGCCUCCUCUUCGAUGAUUCUUUCCUGCACGCCGCGUUCCAUGAAGGUUCGGCGGAGGACGGCCCACGGGUGGUUUUCAUGGUGGAUCUGUGGCAUCCCAACGUCGCAGCGGCCGAACGGCAGGCCCUGGAUUUCAUCUUUGCCCCGGGACGAUGAGAACAUUGGUCGUGCUGGAGUCGCCGAGAGUGGCCGCGGUCCGCCUGGGCAGACAGGGGUGCGGCCCGGCCCCUGCCGCUGUUCCAAUUCCAUGCUCAGAAACCUGCCUCGACAGAAUGCUCUCAUUUGGGAUUUGUUUUUUAGGUCACGUUGGGUCCCUCUUUCCUUCGGUUAUUGAAAAUGGGAAAUUUUCAGCUUGUAUUUCCUUAGAUUUCUUUUCCCUUCCAAUCAUUUGCUUCUGCGAUUCCUUUCUGCCUAAAAGCGCAUUACUUUGCUCUGUGACCAGAGGCUUGGUGUCCCUGUCGUCUGUGUCACGCUGCUACUUGGUUUCGUCAGUGCUCUGAAAUAGGGUCGCCAAAUGGUUACUUGUCUGAAUGUAAUAACAUAAAUCUUCUUGUCAUCUUAAAAGAAAAAAACAAAAACAAAACAAAACACUGCAGAUCAGAGAGCUGGAGGACGUGGGCUCUGCUGCUGUCACGGUCACCCUGGGCCCUCAGCCGCCCGGGCAGGGGGAGCCCGCGGUCGGCAUCCCCAGCUGUCCCCGGCUGGCUUCCUCGGCAGGGUGGCCCGGUCAGGGCGGGGCAGACUCACCAUUGCUCACCUCACCCUGAACCCAGUCAGGUCCUGAUGGCAAGAGCAUCGGGCUGGUGGCACUGGAGGCUUUUCUGUAGACGUUGCUUUCCGACAAAGCUGAGGCUGCUGUCUUCGAGAGCCAAGCUGGGGCUCCCUCGGAUCAGCAGCUGAACCUGUGAUUUGAUUACCUCACUGCCUACAGAAACCCUACUGCCAAACCGGGCCUGGAUAAUUGCCCAUUUGAGCUGUUUGGAGUCCGCGGUGAUAAGCGUUCAGACCACCAGGCUGGCUGAUGGGUGCCGAGGUGGGAUAAGACCUCACUCAUCCAGUGACGUUCUGGAAAAGCCUUUCUCUGGCAAAACUGGAAUCGUAGAUCCGCCCAAAGUGUCUGUUUUGCUUUGGAGUUCUGUUGCCUAUGAUUUUCCAUUUAUUUGUCUGUACAUAAGUGUUCAAACGCUGGGCUCAGAGAUCAUGGCAGAGUCGACCCUGUGUCUCUGUCAGUGCACAAGGGUGCGGUGAGGGCCACCUAAGCCAGUGUGUGCACGUGAGGACACUGGGGGGACCUACAGACCCAAAGGACCCACGGUCGCGGCGCUGGGUCUCCUGUGAAGGACGUGGCCAGUUUGAGGCACUAAGUCUAGAAACGGCCCCCCGUUAGCCAAUGUGUGAAGGAGUCUCCUCCAGCCACAGUAGAGAUGCCUUUUUUGAAUAAUGUAUUACGGCAGAGUCAGGUUUAUAAAGCCUUGGAGCGGUACGGAACACACUGCUUGUCCCAUGUCUGGGUCCAAUGUUUCUAUCCGAACGGAAACCAGCAGCUUCUGGGAGGAACAACCGUCAGAAGUAAACGCAGUCUAGGAAAAAAAAAAAAAAGAAGUAAACGUGGUCUGAAACGCACUAGGUAGUUACUAGCAAGUGUGCAAAGAAACCGUGUCUACGUUUGAGUACAAUUUCUACACAGAUAUUUUUCAGCGAUUAGAAUGCAGGAAAGGGCAGAAAUGUCAAACACACCUGAAGUCUUUUUACUUGUUAAGUUUCUUGUUAAAGAAUCACUGAGGUGCAUGAUUUCUAUACGUACUGACUGCUCUACGUUUACAAAGCCAGCAGCCCACACAGGUCGCUGGCUGCCUGUGCUCACGUGACGCGGUUGGGGAGCAGGGGGUAAAUAAAAGAUCUUGCUGAAAACCAGA